Messenger RNA from Arabidopsis lyrata subsp. lyrata, 3893 nucleotides. RefSeq lists its product as uncharacterized. Lineage: Eukaryota; Viridiplantae; Streptophyta; Magnoliopsida; Brassicales; Brassicaceae. The transcript is spliced from 18 exons. The record is from RefSeq and is a predicted model, not a curated record. The coding region runs from base 238 to 3705 and encodes 1155 amino acids.
AAAAUUCGCCCAAACCAAAAAAAAAUAUCCGACUAAAAGGGAAUUUUUUUUUUGCCGUCUGAUCUACAACAAGAACAAAGCUUGACCUCGUUGAAUUUCUCCGGGGUUUUUUUUCAAUUUAUCACCGGCGUUGAGGAAUUUUUGGGUUUUCGUGUUGUUUGUCUCUGAUUCAUGGCUUGGGCUUAGAUGCAAAGGUUUGAGUGGCUUUUGGUGUGAAGCAAGUAGAUCAAAGGCAUAAUGCUAGGUUCUGGUAACAGUGUGAGCAGGGGUACUAUAGGAUUGUCAUCUGAUACCCCUAAUUUGUCUCAAGUUUUAGCAUUGGAACCGAUUAGAUUAGGGAAUCAGAACUAUACUCGUUCAGGAGAGCUUAGAAGGGUUCUCGGUGUUCCUAGUAGGGCUUCAUCGGAAGAGAAUUCUUUUGGGAUGUCUCAUCCCAGACCUUCUCCUCCUGUAGCAACUGAGGAGCUCAAGCAUUUUAAAGAAAGUGUGUUAGAUACUUCCAGAGAAGCUGGGGAUCUAGCAAAGAAACUAAGUGAAAACAUAUCCAAGUUGGACAAAUAUGCGGAGACAAUAAGUUCAAAGAAACGAAGGCGAAAUGAUAUACCACCUGGUGAGAGAAUGGACGCAGCAAACUUUGAUAAGGUCAGAAACCAGGUUCCAAGAGCACAAGACAGUAUGGCUCAAAGAUCCGAGGAAAGGAAAAAGAUGCUUGGAUUAAACAAGCGUGCUCGUACAACCGUCGCAGAUGUGCGGGGGGAUGCUAGAAUUUCGGCUCUUGCAAGGCAGCAGGUUACUGAAAAGGGCUCUGAUUCACCUCCAAGUGUUUCUGGAGAACCAAUGCGAAUAGAAGAGAAGAUACGCAGAUUACCUGUUGGUAGUGAAGUAUGGGAGACAAGAAUGAAAAGGAGACGGUCUGUUGCUACCCUAGGCAACAGAAUUAUGAAUCCUGAUCAACGUGUGAUGCAGCCAAAGCCAACAGCUGACUCUAAGUUGCGUUCUUGUGACACCCAAAAUUUCAGGUCAAAAUCCUCACCCGGGGUGAACGGGAUUAACAGACUUGAUGCUUCGUUUGAGCCAGACAGUCCGGGUAUGGGUGCAUUAUCCAGGAAUGAGUUGGAGACUGUUUCCAUUGCAAGGGAUCGUGCAGUGCUUGCUGAGCAGAGGCUAGCCAAGGGAAAUAAUAAGAGAAACUUACUGGAUGAUAGCCCCACAAACAACUCUACUACAAUAUUGAAAGGAAAGGUCUCUAGGGCUCCAAGAACAGCAGCCAUAAUGGGUGUUGAUUCUUCAUCCAAAGUUGAUUCCCCAUCCGGUGUAUUACAAGCAGGUUCAUCUGCACAUGCAAUGGCACAAUGGGUUGGCCAGAGACCGCAUAAGAAUUCUCGAACAAGGAGAACAAAUGUAGUUUCGCCUUUAAUAAAGCAUGCUGAAAGCAAGAUCUCAGCUCAAGGCUUUACAACAUCUGAUUUUAGUCCUAGAGCAUCCCCUGGAACUACCGCGUCACUCUCAGCUGUUGAUAGUAGCCCUUUGAAAAUGAAAAGGGAGUUGAGGAAUGCUUCAUCGCCAUAUGGGUUAUCUGAAAGUGAGGACUCAGGAGCUGGAGACAACAAAACAAGAGAGAGAGCUUUUGCGAGUGGUGACUUGUUCCCAACUCCUAAAUCAGGGUCGUUAUUACUUCCGAUAAGAAAGAAUAAGAUUCAAACCAGUCAUAAAGGAUGUGGUGCAUGGAAGCAAGGAAAGAGCGAAAGUGUCUCGUCGUUGACAACUCCUGGCUUUCAUCCUAUAUUGGUUAAGCCGGAGAAUUUACCAGUAGAGAAGCCUCUUCACAACGUCAAGAUUGCUUCAGAUAAGAAUAGAAGCAAAUAUGGGCGUCCACCUGCGAAAAAGGUUAAAGAUCGUAAACCUGCUACCCGGCUUGCCUCAAAUGCAAAUACUCCUUCAGAUAUUACAGGUGAAUCCGAUGAUGAUCGUGAAGAUAUUUUUGCAGCAGCAAAUUCGGCACGGAAGGCAGCAGAUCUUGCUUGUUCUGGUAAGUUUUGGAAGAAGAUGGACCACUUCUUUGCUGCCGUCAAUGCCGACGACAUGCAAAGCAUGAAAGAUCAGCUGAAUUUUGCUGAAGAACUCAAUGAAUCUCUGUCAGAGGCAAUCUUAGAUGGUUAUAACAUCUUGGGUGUUAAAUUGCCCAAAGCACUACAUCGCCCUGGUGAGGGAAUUGUUGACUAUUCAGGUCCAACCUCAUCAUGUGUAUCUGGUAUUUCAUUUGAGAGAUUGGACAUGAGAAAAUUGAAUGAGAGUACUCCGUUGUAUAAGAGGGUACUUUCUGCUUUAAUUGAGGAAGAUGAUGGAGAAGUUGUACAAUUCAAUGGAGGGAAGAAUCUGUCUCUUCAUUACGCCAGUGACGAUUCUCACUGUGGGUCAUGUACCUAUAUUGACACCGAGUUCAGAGAGAGAGACAGAAUGGAAUUUGAAGUAGAGUCAAGUGGGGAUUUUCAGACCCCUAAGAGUUGUUUGCUUGACAGAUUUUCCAGUGAGAGGAGUGUUGUGUCUAACCCAUUCAGAAAUGGUGGCAUGUCUAUAUCUUUCCAUAGCAAUGAACAGUGGAUUGGGGAUGAUGAUCUUUCACAUUCGGAAGCUGCACUCGGCAAUGAGACAUAUUUAAAUAGUCUGGGUGAAUUGCAAGCUAGGGAAGUGAACAUUCCCAACUUCCCAGUAUCUGACACCCAGUAUCAGCUUAUGUCUUUGGAUGAGCGACUUCUUCUGGAACUGCAGAGCAUUGGUGUGUUUCCUGAGGCAAUGCCUGAUCUGGCUGAAGAAACUAUGAGCACUGAUGUUAUGGAGUUGAAGGAAGGCAUUUAUCAGCAGAUCCUAAACAAGAAGAAAAAGCUGGAGAAGCUUAAUCUUACCAUCCAAAAGGGGAAAGACAUUGAGAAAAGGAAAAUUGAGCAUCUUGCUAUGGACCAGCUUGUGGAAACAGCGCACAAGAAAAGAAUGGCAUGCUGCGGAAGUAAAGCAGCCAAAGUCAACAAGGUCACUAGACAAGUGGCGCUGGCGUUUAUCAGGCGGACAGUUGCUAGGUGUCGUAAGUUCGAAGAAACUGGGUUUAGCUGUUUUGCUGAUCCCGCACUUCAGGAUAUCUUGUUUAGUUCUCCCAGCAACGAUGCAAAAUCAUCAGAAAAUGGCGGCUCUGGAACAGCCAGUAACACGCUCAAUGAACCUUCUAAUCAUCAGGCUGAGGCCAAGGGUUCAGGUGCAGUGUCUAGUACAAAGAGGAGAGAAGCAUUGAUAGAUGAUGUUAUUGGAUGCGCUUCAUCCAAAGUCACAACGAGCAUAGACAGUGCGGUUCUUAGUGGAGGAGGAGCUCAAGGUAAGAGAAGCGAGAGAGAAGAUGGUUUCAGGAACAAGAACAAACCGAAACCAAAAGAAAAGAACAACAACAACAAUAACGAAAACCAAUCAAGAUCAACAACAACGUCAACUCACCCAACAGGACCAGCAAGCAGAGGCGCCUCGAACCGAGGAGGUACCUCUGGAGAUGGUGCAGUUGACGAGGAAGCUCCCAUAGAUUUCUCGAAAUUAGCGUUCCGUGAUCUAGAGGAAAUAGAUGAACAGGCAGAUAUUGGAGACUGGUUCGAAGGUCUUCAAGAUAUUGAUACAGCAGGGCUUGAUGAGGUUCCUAUGGAUGAUCUCUCAUUUAUGUUUGGAUAAGGAGAAAACAAACCACAUUUGACAGGAGAGAAAUUGGUCUGACGCAUACCCACAUCCACAAGUAUUCUUAUGAUUUUGGUUGUGUAUAUAUUUGUAGUCAAUAGCGAUUGUCUGCGUUUUAGGCCGAGUAUUGUUUGACUGACCUAUGAUUUAAAAUAUAUAAUAUAUGCAUUUUCAUCUUCAAAGUA